GAGAGCCCAACCCACUUCACGGCCUGCCUGGAGCCAUCCUGUCAUGAGCUGCUACUUAUCUCCGCAUGAGUGCAAGGAAAACUAAAUAUUCAGUGUAUAAUGGCGUUUGGUCAGACAGUGCUGACAUUAUGGAUUUUGAUCCAGUACUUUGACAUAGUGAGGUCAUGGCAAGCAGUUGUGGUAAAGCCUUCUGUGUUUGUUCGGUCUGGGUCUUUAGCCGAGCUUUCCUGCACGUAUGAUACAUAUGCCUCAGAGGGAUUUACUCUGGAGUGGCGCUACUCUGCUCCUGGAAUGCCUGCUGUCCAAGCAAAGAGGGUGUUAUACUACAAUGGUAGGCUGUACUGGAUGAACUCCUGGGAGGGAAGGAUGACUCUAGUGCAGAACCCUCCAGUGAAGGGUGUCGCCUCUGUCAAGAUCAUCAAUGCUCAGUCCUCAGAUGCUGGCCUGUAUAUAUGUGAGGUUACCAACCCGAGUGACUGGUCCGGCAGUGGACAGGGUCUGAUCAACCUCACUGUGCUUGUGCCCCCAUCCAUGCCAGUGUGUCAACUACAGGGAAACACCUAUAUGGGGAAUGAUGUCACUCUGAGUUGCCAGUCCUCUCAGGGUCUCCCCACACCUAUUUAUUCAUGGCACAGGGAGCAGAAUGCAGCCCCAUUACUGCCAGACAGUUUCGUAGAAGAUCAGCGUACUGGUUCUCUGAUGUUACACAACUUGUCUGAUGCCUUUGCUGGAACCUACACCUGUAGAUCCUCUAAUGAGCUUGGCCAGUCAGCAUGCAGCAUAAUUCUCAGAGUAGCACAUGGGGAAACCGCAGCUGUUAUCGGUGCUUUGGUGAUGGGGAUCUUUCUCGUUCUUCUGCUAAUUGGGGUAGCAGUCGCUUAUGUGAUCUGUAACAGGAAGAAGCAACUGAAGAAAACAUAUGCCAGUGAGCUUAGUCAGGUGAACAACAAUUUAACACCUCAUCAGCAGACUGAAGGAAACCUACCUACUGGUCAGUCGGAUACUGAGAACCAGAUGGACUUGAAGGUGUCCCACUUCAGUCCACUUGUUUAGCUUUAUCGCGCUGCAAUGUUUCCUAUCAGCAACUCUUGUACAUCUGUGGCUUGUUUGCUCUAGCUUACUUUUUGUUAAGCAGGAAGUAAAAAUACAUUGUUUUUAGUUAAACUUUUACUUGUUAUUGUAUAUUUUAUUCAACACUACUUUUACUG
Xyrauchen texanus (razorback sucker) is the source of this 1208-nucleotide messenger RNA. RefSeq names its product V-set and immunoglobulin domain-containing protein 2-like. The transcript has 8 exons. The record is from RefSeq and is a predicted model, not a curated record. Bases 100 to 1053 code for a protein of 317 amino acids. NCBI's taxonomy places the organism in Eukaryota, Metazoa, Chordata, Actinopteri, Cypriniformes, Catostomidae.